AUGCCGACGGAAAUGAUACUUGGGAUACGCGUGUUUUGUUUUUUCUAUCGCCCAUCUCUUGCGCUGAAAUUGGCAAACCCAGUUCCAUCUUCACGAAGGGAGUCACUGAAUGCUCCUGGAUGUGAUGCAAUCCAUAUAAUUGAAAUUGAAACAGACAUUGAUUACGACACUUUCAUACCAUCUAUCAACACUUCAGAAUUCCAACUAUGGUAUUCGUCAUUCCCACAACUUGAGAAUGGAAUCCGCCAUUCCUUCACUACAUAUGUUCGUGUGAAAAGCUCAGGAAUUGAAGCCCCCAAGGUUAAUGGAUCGUUGUCUGAAUGUCAUUCCGACUCACCAAAAUUUGAUGCAAGAAUGUUCUCUUUGACCAACAGGAACAACUUGGAAGGGCCUAAAAAUGGCAAAGCUUCAACUCUCACCAUUUCCAAGAAACUCAAGCUUGAAGACUUGAUAGGAUAUGAUUUAGCAGUUGCUGUGUCAAAAGAAUUCGCCACUGCUUUUCCUGAUCGCACUUUCAUCUCUCCUAUAGUUGACCUUCUUCGUAAAAAUUGGCGAAAUGGUAAUUUAACUGUAGCCAUGACUGAUGAAGAAAUAGUAGAGAUAGUGUUGUUCCCUGUGGUGAAUGAAGCAUGUCGUGUUCUAGAGGAAAAAAUUGUUGUUAAAGCAUCCGAUCUUGACAUUGCAUCUGUUCUUGGGAUGAGUUUUCGUUCAUAUCGUUGUGGCAUUGUUUUUUGGGCAGAUGUUGGGAGUAAACACAUAUAUACAGGUGAUGAUUCGAGUAUUUAUACGCUUUUGGCUAACAUUUAUGUUUCUGUUGGGAGAUGGGAAGAUGUGAUGAAGGUAAGAAGGAAAAUGAGAGGUGAUGGAGUUAGAAAGGAGCCUGGGUGUAGUUCUAUUGAGGUUAAUGGAAAUGUUUAUGAGUUUCUUGCUGGAGAUGCUUCUCAUCCUGAAAUGAAUGAUAUUUAUUUCAGUUGGAACACAUUGUUUAAACAGUCAUUUGUGUGUGAGAAAUAUGAUGUGGAGCUAGUUAAUUUGGUUUCAAUAAAAGCUCUUGACAUGCUAUGUAGAUAG
Molecule: messenger RNA, 1071 nt
Organism: Lactuca saligna
Lineage: Eukaryota; Viridiplantae; Streptophyta; Magnoliopsida; Asterales; Asteraceae
Source: the annotation of a GenBank genome assembly